Sceloporus undulatus (fence lizard) is the source of this 3029-nucleotide messenger RNA. It is a transcript of the gene PUM1, whose product is annotated as pumilio RNA binding family member 1. The record is from RefSeq and is a predicted model, not a curated record. The transcript is spliced from 17 exons. Gene Ontology annotation, biological process: miRNA processing; regulation of mRNA stability. Gene Ontology annotation, cellular component: cytosol; cytoplasm. Bases 97 to 2976 code for a protein of 959 amino acids. NCBI's taxonomy places the organism in Eukaryota, Metazoa, Chordata, Lepidosauria, Squamata, Phrynosomatidae. Gene Ontology annotation, molecular function: mRNA 3'-UTR binding.
AUCAGGAUGAAAUUGUGGUUUCAAGUCCUGCUUAUUCGCCAACUUGACUUAAAAUAAGCACAGUUCCUGGAUUCAGUCUGAUAAUGUAUUGGUGGAAUGAGCGUUGCGUGUGUUUUGAAGAGAAAAGCAGUGCUCUGGCAGGACUCCUUCAGCCCUCACCUGAAACAGCAUAGUCAAGAUACAGCUAAUCCCAACAUGCCUGUUGUUUUGACAUCUGGAACAGGGUCCCAGGCUCAGCAACAGCCAGCUGCAAAUCAAGCCCUUGCAGCAGGGACCCACUCUAGCCCUGUUCCUGGAUCUAUAGGGAUUGCAGGCCGCUCCCAGGACGACGCAAUGGUGGAUUACUUCUUUCAGAGGCAGCAUGGUGAGCAGCUUGGGGGAGGCGGAAGUGGUGGAGGCAGCUAUAAUAACAGCAAACAUCGGUGGCCUACUGGGGAUAACAUUCACGCUGAACAUCAGGUUCGAUCUAUGGAUGAAUUAAAUCAUGAUUUUCAAGCUCUUGCUCUGGAAGGAAGGGCUAUGGGAGAACAGCUUUUGCCAGGGAAGAAAUUUUGGGAGUCUGAUGAUUCAACCAAGGAUGGACCAAAAGGAAUAUUUUUGGGUGAUCAGUGGAGAGACAGUGCUUGGGGCGCAUCAGAUCAUUCUGUUUCCCAACCAAUCAUGGUUCAGAGAAGACCUGGUCAGGGAUUCCAUGUGAAUAAUGAGGUUAACUCAGUGCUGUCACCACGAUCAGAAAGUGGUGGACUUGGAGUUAGCAUGGUAGAGUAUGUGUUGAGCUCAUCCCCUGGGGAUUCAUGUCUCAGAAAAGGAGGAUUUGGGCCGAGGGAUGCAGAAAAUGAUGACAGUGAUAAAAAUGACAAGAAAAAUAAGGGCACGUUUGAUGGAGAUAAAUUGGGUGAUUUGAAGGAAGAGGGAGAUGUAAUGGACAAGGCCAAUGGCUUGCCUGUACAAAAUGGAAUUGAUGCUGAUGCAAAAGAUUUUAGCCGGACACCUGGCAACUGCCAGAACUCUGUAAAUGAUGUGGAUCUUUUAGGGCCAAACCAGAAUGGGUCUGAGGGCUUAGCACAGCUAGCUAGUACUAAUGGUGCAAAGCCUGUGGAGGAUUUCUCAAACAUUGAGUCCCAGAGUGUUUCACUGGACCCUAUGGAACAUGUUGGAAUGGAGCCACUUCAGUUUGAUUACUCUGGCACUCAGGUACCUGUGGACUCAGCUGCAGCAACUGUGGGCUUAUUUGACUACAGUUCUCAACAACAGUUAUUCCAAAGACCGAAUGCACUUGCUGUUCAGCAGCUGACAGCAGCCCAACAACAGCAAUAUGCAUUGGCAGCUGCUCAUCAGCCACACAUAGGUUUAGCUCCUGCUGCCUUUGUGCCCAAUCCAUACAUCAUCAGUGCUGCUCCACCAGGAACGGAUCCUUAUGCAGCAGGACUUGCAGCGGCUGCAACAUUAGGGCCUGCAGUUGUCCCUCACCAGUACUAUGGAGUGGCUCCCUGGGGAGUUUAUCCUGCCAGUCUCUUCCAGCAGCAAGCUGCUGCUGCUGCUGCUGCCACCAAUUCCUCAAAUCAGCAGACCACUCAGCAGACCCAGCAAGGACAGCAGCAGGUUCUCCGUGGGGGAGCCAGUCAGCGCCCUUUGACACCAAAUCAAAGCCAGCAGGGCCAGCAAACUGAUCCAUUGGUGGCUGCAGCAGCAGUAAAUUCAGCUCUUGCAUUUGGACAAGGCCUGGCAGCAGGAAUGCCAGGCUAUCCAGUGCUGGCUCCUGCAGCUUACUAUGACCAAACAGGUGCUCUCGUGGUGAAUACAGGGGCCAGGAAUGGCCUAGGAGCCCCAGUACGGCUGGUAGCCCCUGCUCCUGUCAUCAUCAGUUCCUCAGCAGCGCAAGCAGCAGUGGCAGCUGCUGCUGCUUCAGCAAAUGGAGCUGCUGGUGGUCUAGCAGGAACAACCAAUGGUCCAUUUCGCCCCCUUGGAACUCAGCAGCCACAGCCACAGCAGCAACCCACCAGCAACUUAGCUUCCAGCUCCUUCUAUGGCAACAACUCUCUAACUAGCAAUUCCCAGAGCAGCUCACUCUUUUCUCAGGGCUCUGCCCAGCCUGCCAAUACUUCCCUUGGCUUUGGGAGCAGCAGUUCCCUUGGUGCUACCCUGGGGUCUGCACUGGGAGGCUUUGGAACAGCAGUUGCAAACUCUAACACAGGCAGUGGCUCUCGACGAGACUCCCUUACAAGCAGUAGUGACCUGUAUAAGAGGACAUCUAGCAAUUUGACUCCUAUUGGACACAGUUUUUACAAUGGCCUUGGGUUUUCCUCUUCUCCGGGGCCUGUUGGCAUGCCUUUGCCUAGUCAGGGACCUGGCCAUUCUCAGACUCCACCGCCAUCCUUGUCUUCUCACGGAUCCUCUUCAAGCUUAAAUCUUGGAGGUCUCACAAAUGGAAGUGGACGUUAUAUCUCUGCUGCUCCUGGAGCUGAAGCCAAGUAUCGCAGUGCAAGCAGUGCCUCCAGCCUCUUCAGCCCCAGCAGUACACUCUUUCCUUCUUCACGCUUACGCUAUGGGAUGUCUGAUGUCAUGCCUUCCGGUCGCAGCAGGCUGCUUGAGGACUUCCGGAAUAACCGGUAUCCAAAUCUGCAACUGAGAGAGAUUGCUGGGCAUAUAAUGGAGUUCUCCCAGGACCAACAUGGAUCCAGGUUUAUCCAACUUAAACUGGAACGUGCCACUCCAGCUGAACGGCAGCUUGUCUUUAAUGAAAUCCUACAGGCAGCUUAUCAGCUGAUGGUUGAUGUAUUUGGAAACUAUGUAAUCCAGAAAUUCUUUGAGUUUGGUAGCCUAGAACAAAAACUUGCUUUGGCAGAACGUAUUCGUGGCCACGUUCUCUCCCUGGCUUUGCAAAUGUACGGCUGCAGAGUUAUACAGAAGGCCCUUGAGUUUAUCCCUCCAGACCAGCAGGUAAUUGUAAGUUUCCACUUUAACUUUACUUCUUGAUGUUAGAUGUUCUUGUUUUUGUUGAUGUUGUUAAUUAAAAUUAAACUGUUAGG